CCCAACCCGCCAACAUGGCCACCGGGGUCCUUUCCUACCGCGGCUCGGCCAUGUUCCGCAUGCGCCUCGUCACAGCCACACUGACAGGCAAGUCUGUUCUCAUUGAAGACAUCCGCGUCGACGAGCAAGAGAUUGGCCUCCGUGACUACGAAGCCGGCCUGCUUCGCUUGCUGGAAAAGGUGUCGAACGGAUGCCGUGUGGAGAUCAAUGAGACCGGUACCUCUGUUCUGUAUACGCCUGGUGUGCUGACCGGAGGCAAGUUCUCCCAUGACUGUGCUCUCUCCCGCGGCAUUGGCUACUACGCAGAGGCGCUGUUUGUUCUGGGGCCGUUCUGCAAGAAGCCGAUCUCCGCCGUCCUCCGCGGCGUCACCAACGAGAGCCUCGACACUUCUGUCGACGUCCUUCGCAUGGUCGUCGUCCCCGUCCUCCGCACUUUUGGCCUCGAGGCCGACGCUUUUGUGCUCAAGAUCAACAAGCGCGGCGCCCCGCCCGGCGGCGGCGGCGAGAUCAAGCUCACCAUUCCCACGGCCAAGGCUCUGAGUCCCGUGCUAAAGGUGGCUGGCGGCGAGAUCCGCCGCAUCCGUGGCGUCGCCUACACAACCCGCCUCUCACCGCUCUUUGCCUCGCGCAUGGUCGACGCCGCAAAGUCGGUCCUCGUCGACUACAUGGCCGACGUCUUUAUCUACACCGACCACUACAAGGGCUCCGGCGGCGGCGCCUCGCCGGGCUUUGCCAUCUCGCUCGUCGCAGAGUCGGAGACCGGUGCCCUCCUCCCCGCAGAGCUCACCGCCUCAAAGGGCGACAUGCCCGAGGCCAUCGGCGAGGCCGCGGCUCUCCUACUGCUGGAGGAGGUCGCACGCGGCGGCGCCAUCGCUACCGUCAUGCAGCCGCUCGUUCUCAUGUACAUGGCCUUUUCAUCAGAAGACGUCUCUGCCGUUCGCUUCGGCACCCUCUCCAAGUACGCCAUCUCGGUCCUCCGCCUCAUCCGCGACUUUGUCGGCGUAGUCUUCAAAAUCGAGGCCGACCGCACCACAGAGACCGUCUUGCUCUCAUGCAUGGGUUCAGGACACGCGAACACUGCCCGCGUCGUGCAAUAAACCAUUACUCGCCGCUCUC
Messenger RNA from Thecamonas trahens ATCC 50062, 1116 nucleotides. RefSeq names its product 18S rRNA biogenesis protein RCL1. The coding region runs from base 15 to 1097 and encodes 360 amino acids. The record is from RefSeq and is a predicted model, not a curated record. Gene Ontology annotation, cellular component: nucleolus. The transcript has 2 exons. Gene Ontology annotation, biological process: ribosome biogenesis; endonucleolytic cleavage of tricistronic rRNA transcript (SSU-rRNA, 5.8S rRNA, LSU-rRNA). NCBI's taxonomy places the organism in Eukaryota, Apusomonadida, Apusomonadidae. Gene Ontology annotation, molecular function: RNA endonuclease activity.